This is a messenger RNA of Parasteatoda tepidariorum (common house spider), 498 nucleotides long. The record is from RefSeq and is a predicted model, not a curated record. Lineage: Eukaryota; Metazoa; Arthropoda; Arachnida; Araneae; Theridiidae.
AUGCGUGCUCUGGCUUCUGAAAGAGAAUUUGCUAAUUGGCUGUUACAAGUUGGGGAGGGUGCAAGUGGAGAUCAAAUUAUAUUGCCCCCAAUUUGCUAUCCUGAAAUUCAAGAUCCAGUAAAACAGCUUUUUCAAGAUAUCACUUUUAGUACAAUAACACCUGCAGAAUUAAAAGGUAGAGCUAUACUUACUGUAACCAAUGAUUCACCAUUACUAAAUAAUAACCGUGUAUUAGCAUGCUUACCAGGAAGUGAAGUUAUUUAUGAGAGUACCGAUAAUAUAGUCAGUGAUGACCCUCAAGACCAACUAUCAUACCCUGAAGAAUUCUUAAAUAUUUUAACUCCAACUGGAAUGCCUCCUCACAAAUUAAAAUUAAAAACAGGAGCUAUAGUUAUGAUACUUCGAAACUUAGCUCCUUCUAGAGGUUUUUGCAAUGGUACAAGAUUAACAGUAGUUACAUUAGAGAAAAAUAUCAUUGUAGCAAAAAAAAAAUUGUGA